Ipomoea nil (Japanese morning glory) is the source of this 571-nucleotide messenger RNA. RefSeq names its product basic form of pathogenesis-related protein 1-like. The transcript has 2 exons. The record is from RefSeq and is a predicted model, not a curated record. Gene Ontology annotation, cellular component: extracellular region. NCBI's taxonomy places the organism in Eukaryota, Viridiplantae, Streptophyta, Magnoliopsida, Solanales, Convolvulaceae. Bases 62 to 544 code for a protein of 160 amino acids.
AUUCCUAUGAUUCACAACACUAAACCUAGUCUUCUUUAAUUUCUAGCUAGAUAAAACCAAAAUGGGGCUCUCUAAAUACCCAGUAGCUCUGCUCUCCUUCAUGGUGAUAGCCAUGUUUCAUGUUUCCGACGCCCAGAAUACCCCGCAAGACUACCUAAAACCUCACAACGCCGCCCGGGACCAAGUCGGGGUUCCCCACAUGACCUGGGACGCCAACUUGGCCUCCUACGCGCAGAACUACGCCAACUCCAGGGCCGGAGACUGCAAGAUGGUCCACUCCGGCGGGCCUUACGGCGAGAACUUGGCGGCGGCGUUCCCCGCCCUCAACGCCGCCGGGGCGGUGAAGAUGUGGGUGGAUGAGAAGGCUAAGUACAAGUACAGCUCCAAUUCUUGCGUGGGCGGCGAGUGCCGGCACUACACUCAGGUGGUGUGGCGCAGCUCCGUCCGCCUUGGGUGCGGAAGGGCUCGCUGCAACAACGGCUGGUGGUUCGUCUGCUGCAGCUAUGCCCCCCGCGGCAACAUCAUCGGCCAGCGUCCUUACUAAUUAAUUCAAUUAUAUAUAUAUAAAUAA